Nymphaea colorata (pocket water lily) is the source of this 4743-nucleotide messenger RNA. RefSeq names its product DExH-box ATP-dependent RNA helicase DExH7, chloroplastic. Gene Ontology annotation, cellular component: intracellular anatomical structure. Lineage: Eukaryota; Viridiplantae; Streptophyta; Magnoliopsida; Nymphaeales; Nymphaeaceae. The transcript is spliced from 35 exons. Gene Ontology annotation, molecular function: RNA binding; ATP binding. The coding region runs from base 48 to 4472 and encodes 1474 amino acids. The record is from RefSeq and is a predicted model, not a curated record.
UUUCUGUGAAGAGGGAGAGCGAGUGCGAGCGAGAGAGGGAGAGAGAGAUGGCGCCGAAGCACCAAAAGAAGUCGGCAACGGCAAAACCCAGUCAGUCCGGCAAGCAAAAAGGUCGCAGUGGCGGCGGCGCGCCGAAGGUCGAGUUAUCGGCGGAGAACGAGCGGCGAAUCCGCCAGCUACUCCUAAACUCCGGGCGCUCGUCCCUCCCUUCGUCUGCGACUCCCGGCCAACCAUCCAUGAGCAAGGCUCAGAAGGCAAAGAAGCUGCGCGCAAUCUACGAUCAACUCUCCUGCGAAGGUUUUCGGCCUGAGCAGAUUGAGAGCGCACUCUCUGCACUCGAAGAUGGUGCAACUUUUGAAGCUGCUUUGGAUUGGCUGUGCUUAAAUAUUCCUGGAAAUGAGCUCCCUUUGAAGUUUUCAAGUGGGACUUCUACAUCUUCCUGUUUAGAAGGAUCUGUAAAUGUUGUCUCCAUGGCACAAGCUGACUGGGUUCCGUCCUGUAGAUCUGUUGAGGCUGAAGAGGCAGAGGCAUUACUUGUUCCUGUCAGAGUUAGAGGGAGGGAGAGUGAUGAUGAUGAUGGUCUCCUUCAGGUUUCACAGGCAGACUGGAUACGACACUAUGUACAGCAACAAGAAGAGGAAGAAUAUCAACACCUGGCAGACUAUGAUCAACAUAGUGGUUUGGCUAUACUGGGUGACGAUGGCAGAAAGGAUGCUAAUAAUGGAGAUACUCUUGUACAGGUUAUCGAUCCAAGAUCCCGUUCAGAAUCUAUUGUGAACGAGCUGCAAAAAGCAAGAUUACAAGCUUUAGAAGCAAAGAAGAAGGGUGACAAGGAAACACAGGAACUGGCAGGGCAGCUUAUUCGCAAACUUAGGCAUGAGAUGUCUUCUCUAGGCAUAUCGUAUGAAGCUAAUGCCAGAAAUGAGGAUACAAUAACCUCGAAUGUGGAAUCAAAUUCCUAUGCACCUGACCCUCACACAGUUGCUAUGCCAGAAGAAAUAUUAGAAGAUCCAGCUCUUUCAGACCUUUCUCAACCACAACAGGAUUCCUUUAGUUAUGGAUAUGAAAAAAUUGUCUGUGGUAUGGAGAAUCAGGAGAAUGCUGCUGUUAGCUCUGAAAUUGCAAUUUCAGAAAAGGAUGUUAGUGUAGAAGUGGAUCCUCAGGAUGGUGACCUGUGUUCUUUAUUUUCUGAUGAUACUUCUUCAUCUGGAAUUUUUGUACCUGGUGACCUAGAGCUGCUAAACAGGGAGUCAAACUGGAGGUCUGGGAAGUUGUCCACACGAACUGCUGAUGUUUUAAAGAGGGGAGAUAUUGGAAAGACACCCAAAGCUCUUCUUCAUCAGCAAUGCCAGAAAAUAGGUUGGGAAGCACCUAAGUAUAGUAAAAUAUCUGCAAAGGAGAACAUGUAUUGUUAUAAUGUGAGUGUCUUGCGUAAAGCCACAGGAAGGGGGAAAAAUCGGAAAGUGGGUGGUUUAAUUACAUUUAAUUUCCCUGACCAAGAUAGAGGAUUUGACUCUGUUGAGGAUGCACAAAAUGCGGUGGCUGCUUUUGCUUUAUACAGUUUGUUUCCUGAAAUUCCAUUCUUUCAGUUUUUCUCAGAGCCUUACUCCUCAUUCGUGCUUCAAUGGCUCCAAGGGAAAGGAUCUAACAAACUAGAAGAUGAGAAGAAGAGAAGAGAUGGUUUUGUUAAUUCAUUGUUGGGGGAAGUUGCUUUGAGUUCCUCUUCUCCAGCUGUUGAUGCAGAUUUGUCAUUUGAUGAGGCCUCCCUACGUCAGCCUGAUCAUACAACUGCCCAGCCCUACGCUGAAAUCCUGAAAUCUCAUGAGGGAAAUCCAAAUAGACAAAUAUAUAGCAGUCUACUGAAGAACAGGUUUGAGAAGAAAAGAAAAGAUUUCAAAUAUCAGAAAAUGCUGGAGUCUAGAGCUUCACUUCCUAUAGCUGAGCUGAGAGGUCGUUUCCUACAUUUGUUGAAUGAGAAUGAUGUUGUUGUUGUCUGUGGUGAGACAGGCUGUGGGAAAACAACUCAGAUACCGCAAUUUAUAUUGGAAGAGAUGAUUGAAUCAGGCACUGGUGGAUCUUGUAAUAUUAUUUGCACUCAACCGAGGAGAAUAGCCGCAAUAUCUGUUGCCGAAAGGGUUUCAACUGAACUAUGUGAGCCCUUACCUGGUUCAAAUGAUUCUUUGGUUGGUUAUCAAGUUCGCCUUGAAAAUGCUUGGAAUGAAAAGACAAAGCUUCUCUUUUGCACGACUGGAAUUCUUCUUAGAAAGCUCAAUGGUGAUAAAUUCUUAUCUGAUGUGACGCAUGUGAUCGUGGAUGAAGUUCAUGAACGCUCACUUUUGGGCGACUUUCUACUUAUUGUGUUAAAGGACCUCAUCAAGAAGCCUUCAUGCAGAUCAUCAUCAAAGUUGAAAGUUAUCCUUAUGUCAGCUACUGCUGAUGCUAGUCUAUUCUCAAAGUAUUUUGGUUGUUGCCCCAUCAUUACUGCUGAAGGACGACUUCACCAUGUGACAACUUACUUCCUUGAAGACAUUUAUGAGUCCUUAAAUUACCACCUGCCUUCAGAUUCUCCAGCAUCAAUUAGUGGUGAUGCCUAUCAGAGGAAAGAGUUUGGGAGUAAAGCUCGUGAAUUAUUAAAAGGAAGGAAGAACACUCAGCUAUCUUCAUGGGGUGAUGAAACGAUACUUGCUGAAUCCUACAUUAAUCCACACUAUCAUGAGAACUUAUAUGAGGCAUAUUCAGAAAGAACUCGGCAAAAUCUGAAAAACCUGAAUGAGGAUGUGGUUGAUUUUGAUGUAUUGGAGGAAUUAGUAUACCACAUUGAUGAGGGCUACCCUGAUGGUGCAAUAUUGAUAUUUUUGCCGGGAUUGACAGAAAUUAACAUGUUGUUUGAUAAAUUAGCUGCUUCAUAUCACUUUGGUGGUUUGUCGUCCGAUUGGAUUUUUCCUUUGCAUUCAACUCUUUCAUCAACUGAUCAGCAAAGGGUGUUUUUAUGCCCACCUGAUGGCAUACGAAAGGUUAUCAUUGCUACUGAUAUUGCUGAGACAAGCAUAACAAUUGAUGAUGUAGUCUAUGUUGUCGACUGUGGAAAGCACAAGGAGAUGCGGUUUAACCCCAAAAGGAAAAUGUCAAACAUGGUUGAGGAAUGGAUAUCUCAAGCAAGUGCUAAACAACGUUCUGGGAGGGCUGGGCGUGUAAAGCCUGGUGUGUGUUUUCGUCUAUACACCCGUUAUCGCUUUGAAGAAUGCAUGCGCAAGUUUCAGGUGCCAGAGAUUCUUCGGAUGUCACUGGUUGAAUUAUGCCUGCAAAUCAAAUCUCUUUCUCUAGGUGACACUAAAAUGUUUUUGGAAAAGGCAAUGGAACCACCACAUGAAGCAGCAGUGAGCUCAGCAAUUGCGAUGUUAUAUGAGGUUGGAGCCCUUGAAGGAAAUGAAAAGUUGACACCUCUUGGACAGCAUCUUGCAAAGCUUCCUGUUGAUAUAAAAGUUGGAAAGAUGAUGCUUUAUGGUAGCAUAUUUGGUUGCUUGUCUCCAAUUCUUUCCAUUUCAGCAUUUUUCAGUUACAAGCAACCAUUUUUGUACCACAGGGACGAGAAGCUGAAUGUAGAAAAAGCCAAAAUAUCCCUUGUAGCUGAUCAGCGUGACUAUAACAAUGAUCUAGAUAUGGGUUACAAGCACUCCGAUCACUUGGUACUAGCAGUAGCUUAUGACAAAUGGAUCAAUAUCCUGACAGAGAAAGGAGAAAAAGCUGCACAAAAUUUUUGCAAGGCAUCAUUCUUGAGUAGCUCGGUGAUGUAUACAAUAAGAGACAUGCGUGUUCAAUUUGCAAGUUUGUUGGCUGAAAUCGGAUUCAUUAAUUUGCCAAGGACUGAUGGAAGAGUGAAAAAGAAGCUGGAUAUUUGGUUGAAUGAUUUGUCUCAACCUUUUAAUUUGUAUUCACGCCAUUCUUCAGUAGUUAAGUCAAUAUUGUGUGCAGGCCUCUACCCUAACAUUGCUGCUACAGAAGAAGGAAUGACUGCAGUACCUUGUGGAUCCAUCCAAAAAUCUUCAUUCAGCUCUUCUGCCAAGGAUCAGUUGCAGUGGUAUGAUGGUGAACGGGAAGUUUAUAUACAUCCCUCUUCGAUAAAUGCCAAUGCAAGAGGAUUUCAGUUCCCAUUUCUUGUAUUCCUUGAGAAGGUUGAAACCAGCAAAGUAUUUCUGCGAGACACAAGUGUAGUCUCUCCAUACUCUAUCAUGUUAUUUGGUGGUUCAGUCUGCAUUCAACAUCAGGCUGGUUCUGUCACUGUGGAUGGUUGGCUAAAACUUUCUGCAACAGCACAAAUUGGGGUUUUGCUUAAGGAACUGAGAUAUACGCUUGAUUCCGUUAUGAAAGAGCUUAUAUAUAAACCUGAGAAAGCCGGCAAUAUUGUGCAAAAUGAAGUCGUGAAAUCCAUAGUUCAUUUGCUGUUGGAAGAGAACAAACAAUUGAAGUCAUAGGAUAGAACAGUUUACCAUCUAUCAGUACAGCGCAGAUAUCUGCAGAGAAACUGAUGCCAAUGGGGCUGAGACGUGCUAUUAAAAUUUGAGAAAAGAAAAUAUCGUGUAAUUCGGCUGAACUGAACAUGCCCAUGCUACAAUAUUCACCUAGCACAUUUGUAUCCAUCCUCAUUGUUGCUUGGUGGUGAAUUGUUGUCAUCAUGUAAGGGCGCAUUAUUUCUAUUGGAUAACUUUUUUUUAUUCAAUAUAUCUUGUUGCUAAGUUUUGCUUA